Erigeron canadensis is the source of this 1092-nucleotide messenger RNA. RefSeq names its product GDSL esterase/lipase At4g16230-like. The coding region runs from base 1 to 1092 and encodes 363 amino acids. The transcript is spliced from 5 exons. Lineage: Eukaryota; Viridiplantae; Streptophyta; Magnoliopsida; Asterales; Asteraceae. The record is from RefSeq and is a predicted model, not a curated record. Gene Ontology annotation, molecular function: hydrolase activity, acting on ester bonds.
AUGUUGUGCCAGUGGUUCCAGAUUCUAACCAUUUUUGCAGCCUUGCUAUGUUUCAGUAUGACUUGCAGCAGGGCGAAUAACAUUUCUGCAACAUUUAUCUUUGGUGAUUCUAUAUCUGAUGUGGGAAAUAAUAACUACAUCAUAACUCUCGCUAAAGCUAACUUUAAGCCAGUCGGUAUUGAUUUUGGAAUGCCCACAGGAAGAUUUACAAAUGGAAGAACCGUUUUUGACAUUAUAGGACAGUCGUUGGGUUUCAAAAAUUUUAUUCCACCGUACCUUGCUUCAACUACCGUCGGUCCAGUGAUUCUGCAAGGUGUAAACUAUGCUUCUGGUGCUGGUGGAAUACUAAAUGAAACGGGUGCAAACUUUGUUGGCAGGAUCUCCAUGGAUGCGCAACUUCACAACUUUGGAAUGACAAAGCGUGACAUAAUCUCGAUAAUAGGCAAAUCUGCAGUGGAUAAGCUCUUAGCUAGUGCCCUCUUUGUAGUGACAGUGGGUUCAAAUGAUUUUGUCAGUAACUACUUUCUACCAAAUGCUUCAAUCCACACCAAAAAACUAUCACCUGAAAAGUUCAUUGGAACCUUAAUUUCAACAUUUAGCUUGCAGCUUACGAGACUUUAUAACAUGGGUGCUCGAAAGAUUAUUGUUUCAAGUGUUCCUCCAAUUGGAUGUUGCCCAAAUCAAAAGGAUUUACACCCAUCUUCUGGUCAAGAGUGUGUAGCUUUUGAAAAUCGCCUAGCACAACAAUACAAUAAGCGAUUGAAAAGAUUGCUCUUGGAACUUACUGCUACACUUGAAGGAUCAAUAUUUGUAUACGUAGACGUCUACCAUAUUUUUGAGAGUAUCAUCCAGAACUAUACAUUAUAUGGUUUUCAAACCAAGGAUAUUGCGUGUUGUGGAAAAUUGGGUUUGCACGAUGGUAUAGUGCCAUGUUUGCCAAAUGCCAAAGUGUGUCUGGAUAGAUCAAAGUACGUUUUCUGGGACCCUUAUCAUGCUACUGAAACUACUAACAUUAUCAUCGCAAAGCGUGUCAUGGAUGGAGAUUCCAAUGAUAUUUCACCAAUUAAUGUGCGAAAGCUUUCACAAAUAUGA